Molecule: messenger RNA, 384 nt
Organism: Aspergillus melleus
Lineage: Eukaryota; Fungi; Ascomycota; Eurotiomycetes; Eurotiales; Aspergillaceae
Product: GFA family protein
Exons: 2
Coding region: 1-384 (127 amino acids)
Molecular function (GO): carbon-sulfur lyase activity
Source: RefSeq, a predicted model, not a curated record
AUGGUCUCCGGUAGCUGUUUUUGCGGACAAGUCCGAGUCGAGUGCAACGGGCUUCUCACAUCUGCCCUCUGCCACUGUACCGGCUGUCGCAAGCUCACCGGAACGCUGUACACAUACAGCUUCGUGGUCAAGACUGCCGAUCUAACGGUCAUCGGGACGCCGAAGGAAGUAGCCAAAACAGCCGACAGCGGCAACCACAUCAAGAACUAUUUCUGCUCGAAUUGCGGUAUGUACUGCCGUUCACCCUUUUUGGGUUACGACCAAAGCCUGCAACGCCGACAGAUGGUUGACCACUAUUCCAGGAACUCCACUAUACGGGCACAAGGUGAAGGAUACGGGAGAACCCGAGGACAUCACCAUCCUGCGGGCGGGAAUCCUGGAUGA